Molecule: messenger RNA, 406 nt
Organism: Dibothriocephalus latus
Lineage: Eukaryota; Metazoa; Platyhelminthes; Cestoda; Diphyllobothriidea; Diphyllobothriidae
Source: the annotation of a GenBank genome assembly
UCAGGUACUCUACCUGCCCCAACAUCGCCGUUACACUCGAGCUAACUUGGUGUCAAAGGCGGACCGCAUCGAAUCGGCAGAAAAGCGUCUGGAGCAGUUGCGCGGCAAACUGGCCGAAGAGGCCCAAAAAGCCUUUAAACAGGAGAAGAAACUGGGCGUCCUUCUCGGUGGUUACCAGUCCCGCGCUCAAGGUCUCAUAAAGGCCAUUCAGGACUCGGUCGACCUCACAGAACAAAGCCGUAUGGAAUUCACGACCCUCGAACGUCUUCGGGAACAGGAACUUGGUGCUAUUGCACGACGCACUGAGGUGAGUCCCAUUUCUCAUAUUUACACUUCCGAGUUUACGGGCCGUUCGUUGGCCUCCUACACUGGUUCCCAUUGUUCGUUCACUGCUCGGACUUUUUAG